Molecule: messenger RNA, 3205 nt
Organism: Columba livia (rock pigeon)
Lineage: Eukaryota; Metazoa; Chordata; Aves; Columbiformes; Columbidae
Gene: RACGAP1
Product: Rac GTPase activating protein 1
Exons: 17
Coding region: 435-2330 (631 amino acids)
Biological process (GO): Rho protein signal transduction; mitotic spindle midzone assembly; mitotic cytokinesis
Cellular component (GO): centralspindlin complex; nucleus; cleavage furrow
Molecular function (GO): GTPase activator activity
Source: RefSeq, a predicted model, not a curated record
GAGUGUGCGGGGGGCGCUGAGGGAAAGCGGCGGGUCCCGGUCGCUCCCCGGUCCUGAGCCUUUCCCCGACUCCUAGUGUACCAUCCCGGGCCCCGGGGGUCUCUACCCGGCCGCGGGGCGCUGCCCAGCCGGCGCCCUGGGCGGGCCCGGCGCCCGUUUCCUCAGAGGCCUUUCCCUCGCUGUCCCCGGCAGCCCCGGAGCUCUGGGUGCCCCGGCCUCGUUCUUUCUCCCUCCCCGGCUUCUACCGCCGGGUUGGGCGCGGGGUGAAGGGUCGUGGGGCUGGUAAUUAAGCCACGAAGCUGUUGAGGUGCCUUUUGCCAUAAAUUAAUAGACUACAAACAGCAGAAAAAGGGCUUUUAGUAGAGAGCUCUUCUACACCUUGUAGUCCACGUAUUGUAGAAAUCCCCAAGACGUCUCUGCGCCUGUAACUGAAGAUGGAGACCUCGAUGCUGAACUCGAGGAGCCUGUAUGAUCAACUUAUGCGCCAGGCUGAAGUUUUAAGCGAAGGGAACCUAUGCCAGUUUAUCCAGUUAGCCAAGAACUUUGAAGAGUACCGGAAAAAAUGGCAGAAAACGGAGCACGAGCUUGUCAGGUACAAAGAUCUUCUCAUGAAAACUGAAGCUGAACGUAGCGCUUUGGAUGUGAAACUGAAACAUGCUCGUAAUCAAGUGGAUGUGGAGAUCAAACGAAGGCAAAAAGCUGAAAUGGACUGUGAAAAGCUGGAGCGGCAAAUACAACUCAUUCGAGAGCUGCUCAUGUGUGAUGCGUCUGGGAGCAUUCAGCUAAGCGAGGAACAGAAGUCUGCCCUCGCCUUUCUGAACAGGCCGCAGGCUUCCCUUGGCGGUACAGGCAACAAAAGGCUGUCUACAAUAGAUGAAUCUGGCUCAAUUCUGUCAGACAUCAGCUUUGACAAGACCGAUGAGUCACUGGACUGGGAUUCCUCGGUGGUGAAAACUGUCAGGCUGAAAAGGAGAGAGAAGCGGCGGUCUUCCAGGCAGUUCAUUGAAGGCCCACCGGGUCCUCAGAAGAAAUCCAGAUCAAUCAGCUCCACAGUGGACCAGGGAAAUGAAUCCAUAGUAGCAAAGACAACUGUCAUGGUCCCCAGUGACGGUGGCCCAAUUGAAGCCAUUUCUACUAUCCAGACUGUGCCUUACGGUCUGAACAGCCGGAGGAAGAGCGGUCCUUUGCAGCCUUGGAGCAGCGAGUCGAGCUUGGGCAGCAAGGCGCUGGAGUCCAAAGCGGAGACUGAUGGCUCUAGCACCCCGCAGAACAACGGGGGAGUGAGGCUGCACGACUUUGUUUCCAAGACGGUUAUCAAGCCGGAAUCAUGUGUUCCAUGUGGAAAGAGAGUAAAAUUUGGGAAAAUCUCCCUGAAGUGCAGAGAUUGCCGUGUGGUCACUCACCCAGAGUGUCGGGACCGCUGUCCUCUCCCCUGCAUCCCCACCCUGACAGGGACUCCUGUCAGAAUCGGCGAGGGGACCUUGAUGGACUUUGUCCCUUCCACUCCUCCAAUGAUCCCUUCCAUCAUAGUGCACUGUGUUAAUGAGAUCGAGCAGCGAGGGCUGCAUGAGACGGGCCUUUACCGGAUAUCGGGCUGCGACAAGACAGUGAGGGAACUGAAAGAGAAGUUUCUUAGAGGAAAAACGAUUCCUUUGCUCAGCAAAGUGGAUGAUAUCCACGCUAUCUGCGGCCUUCUCAAGGACUUCCUGCGCAACCUGAAGGAACCUCUUCUCACUUUCCGGUUAAACAAGACUUUUAUGGAAGCUGCAGAAAUCUCAGAUGAGGACAACAGUAUCGCUGCGAUGUACCAAGCAGUUGGGGAACUUCCUCAGGCCAACAGGGACACCCUGGCUUUCCUCAUGAUCCACCUGCAGAGGGUGGCUCAGAGCCCAGAGACUAAAAUGGACAUUACCAACUUGGCCAAGGUGUUUGGCCCCACAAUAGUUGCCCAUGCGGUACCUGAUCCUGACCCUAUGACACUCCUGCAAGACACUAAGCGGCAGCCCAAGGUAGUGGAGCGACUUCUGCUGCUACCGAUGGAUUACUGGAGCCAGCUGAUGAUGGUGGAGCAAGAAAACAUUGACCCAGCGCAUAUAAUUGAGAACGUCAAUGCCUACUCUACUCCGCAGACACCAGAUGCUAAAGUGAGCAUGCUUGGACCCCUCACCACUCCGGAGCACCAGCUCUGCAAGACGCCGUCGUCUAGUUCCCUGUCCCAGAGGGUCCGUGCUACCUUCAGCAAAACCACCCCCAGAUUUGGGAGCAAAAGCAAGUCAACAACCCAGCUUGGGCAUCAGGGCAACUUCUUUUCCUCUCCUCUGCUGAAGUGACGCGGACCUGGGCGUUAGUGCCAUCCCAGCGUUUGCACACCGAUAUGCACGAGUACAAUAAGCGCAAGUCCUCACCGCGGCCCUCGGCAGCUUAUGUAAUACGAUUUUUUUCCUUUUAUCUUUCAGCUUAACUGAGACUUUUAAUGGGAUUUUAUUGUGCAAUGUAUUUUUAUUAACUAAUGCUGUGCUGUAUUUAGUAUUGGUGAAGAAAGUAACUAGCAGGGUGUGUUUUAAGCGUUAAUUAAAUCUGCUAGAGGAACUCUGACACUUUUCCAUAGCAUCCAGUCCUCUAGCCAUAUGAAGUAGAACGGUCGUACAGGGAUCAUAUGUAGUUUUAGUUCUUGUUUUUUGAAACUCCACAUUGGGUUGUCACUGCAGCUUGAAAACCGAUUGAACUUUGUUGGCAUCCGGUCGUUCCAACAGCGCACAGGUCUGUAAUUCUUGAUCGGGGCUGUGGUUGUGCAGCCCGUAGUCCUGAGGAUGGCAGUGUGGCAUUUCUCUGAUGGGCUAACGAUGCUCUGCUUAACGAACUGCCGGAGCGACUGUGGCUUUUUCUAAAGAAACAGUUCCAGAUCCUUGUUUACAAGGGGAAAAUUUUGUAGAGGAGUGUCUGUAGAUGUAAACCCAGAGGAUUCCUGGGUUGUCUAAAUGAGUUACUAGUGCUGCUCACACUGGUGAGAGGAAUGAGGGUAGUUUAAUAGCACCCUUGCUUUUGGGAGUCCCUGUUUUCCCACAUCGGGAUGUGUAACCUUGCCCAGUGCUGCGUGAAAAGACUUGUGGAAUAUGUACUGAAGUUUAUAAAGUGGCUGUUUUUAUUGAGCUUUGGAAUACUGUCCUAAUCUGUGCAGUUCGGUAAAUCAUUACGUUCUAUGUGA